AUGGUCACUGCGACCAAAUUUGGCCCACCAAAUCCUUCUAAGCCUAAUGAUAAUGGAGGUUGGUACAGUGUACUGCGGGCACAUUUUGAUCUCUCUAAACCUACCUUCCAAAAAAUUGCCAAAUUCCAAGCUGGGAUGGUACCAGUGUCUUACAGGAGAACAUCUUUCAUGAGAAGGAACUGGGGUCAAAACUGGCAAGCCAGCUCCAGUUUCCAUGGUGAAACCCUCUCCUUCACUGUCACCACAAGUGAUGGUCGCCACAUGAUUGCAUGGAAUGUUAUACCUUCUGAUUUGGCAGUGGCGUAUUGGAGUGGUGUGCGUGCAGUGAGAGAGGAGAGGAUGGAGAGUAAUCUGUACGCGCAGGCGCAUGUGAGAGUGCAGGGCACUCACGACAGGGGGCUGCCGGAGCUGGUGGGGGUGCAGGUUCACGACCGGAGGGCGGCGGCGUGGAGCUCUUCGUCUGUAAGGCCAGGCUAG
Molecule: messenger RNA, 477 nt
Organism: Malania oleifera
Lineage: Eukaryota; Viridiplantae; Streptophyta; Magnoliopsida; Santalales; Ximeniaceae
Product: expansin-A16-like
Exons: 3
Coding region: 1-477 (158 amino acids)
Biological process (GO): plant-type cell wall organization
Source: RefSeq, a predicted model, not a curated record